AUGGUAAUGAACCAACCUGACAUCGUGGUGGUGGACAAAGGGCAGAGGACAGCCGUGGUGGUGGACAAAGGGCAGAGGACAGCCGUGGUGGUGGACAAAGGACAGAGGAUAGCCGUGGUGGUAGACAAAGGGCAGAGGACAGCCGUGGUGGUGGACAAAGGGCAGAGGAUAGCCGUGGUGGUGGACAAAGGGCAGAGGACAGCCGUGGUGGUGGACAAAGGGCAGAGGACAGCCGUGGUGGUGGACAAAGGGCAGAGGACAGCCGUGGUGGUGGACAAAGGGCAGAGGACAGCCGUGGUGGUGGACAAAGGGCAGAGGAUAGCCGUGGUGGUGGACAAAGGGCAGAGGACAGCCGUGGUGGUGGACAAAGGACAGAGGAUAGCCGUGGUGGUAGACAAAGGGCAGAGGACAGCCGUGGUGGUGGACAAAGGACAGAGGACAGCCGUGGUGGUGGACAAAGGGCAGAGGACAGCCGUGGUGGUAGACAAAGGGCAGAGGACAGCUGUGGUGGUGGACAAAGGGCAGAGGACAGCCGUGGUGGUGGACAAAGGGCAGAGGACAGCCGUGGUGGUGGACAAAGGGCAGAGGACAGCCGUGGUGGUGGACAAAGGGCAGAGGACAGCCGUGGUGGUGGACAAAGGGCAGAGGACAGCCGUGGUGGUGGACAAAGGGCAGAGGACAGCCGUGGUGGUGGACAAAGGACAGAGGAUAGCCGUGGUGGUAGACAAAGGGCAGAGGACAGCCGUGGUGGUGGACAAAGGGCAGAGGAUAGCCGUGGUGGUGGACAAAGGGCAGAGGACAGCCGUGGUGGUGGACAAAGGGCAGAGGACAGCCGUGGUGGUGGACAAAGGGCAGAGGACAGCCGUGGUGGUGGACAAAGGGCAGAGGACAGCCGUGGUGGUGGACAAAGGGCAGAGACGGUCCAGACUGGAACCCUCAGACGGUCCAGGCUGGAGCCCUCAGACGGUCCAGGCUGGAACCCUCAGACGGUCCAGGCUGGAACCCUCAGACGGUCCAGGCUGGAGCCCUCAGACGGUCCAGGCUGGAACCCUCAGACGGUCCAGACUGGAGCCCUCAGACGGUCCAGGCUGGAACCCUCAGACGGUCCAGGCUGGAACCCUCAGACGGUCCAGCCUGGAACCCUCAGACGGUCCAGGCUGGAACCCUCAGACGGCCCAGGCUGGAACCCUCAGACGGUCCAGGCUGGAGCCCUCAGACGGUCCAGGCUGGAACCCUCAGACGGUCCAGGCUGGAACCCUCAGACGGUCCAGGCUGGAACCCUCAGACGGCCCAGGCUGGAGCCCUCAGACGGUCCAGGCUGGAGCCCUCAGACGGUCCAGGCUGGACCCUCAGACGGUCCAGGCUGGAGCCCUCAGACGGUCCAGGCUGGAACCCUCAGACGGUCCAGGCUGGAACCCUGAGACGGUCCAGGCUGGAACCCUCAGACGGUCCAGGCUGGAGCCCUCAGACGGUCCAGGCUGGAACCCUCAGACGGUCCAGGGUGGAACCCUCAGACAGUCCAGGCUGGAGCCCUCAGACGGUCCAAGCUGGAACCCUCAGACGGUCCAGGCUGGAACCCUCAGACGGUCCAGACUGGAGCCCUCAGAUGGUCCAGGCUGGAGCCCUCAGACGGUCCAGGCUGGAGCCCUCAGACGGUCCAGGGUCUGA
Molecule: messenger RNA, 1668 nt
Organism: Knipowitschia caucasica
Lineage: Eukaryota; Metazoa; Chordata; Actinopteri; Gobiiformes; Gobiidae
Source: the annotation of a GenBank genome assembly